Dromaius novaehollandiae (emu) is the source of this 1534-nucleotide messenger RNA. It is a transcript of the gene JOSD2, whose product is annotated as Josephin domain containing 2. Gene Ontology annotation, molecular function: cysteine-type deubiquitinase activity. The record is from RefSeq and is a predicted model, not a curated record. NCBI's taxonomy places the organism in Eukaryota, Metazoa, Chordata, Aves, Casuariiformes, Dromaiidae. Gene Ontology annotation, biological process: protein deubiquitination. The coding region runs from base 105 to 665 and encodes 186 amino acids. The transcript has 5 exons.
AGGCGCGGGGCACGCCGGGAGCCGUAGUUCCGGCGGGCGCGGGGGAUGCGGCCGCCGCUGGGCCCGGAGCAGCCGUGGGGCAGCGGGGGGGGGGCGCGGCGGCCAUGUCGGAGGGCGGUGCGGAGGCGCCGGGGGGGCUCUACCACGAGCGGCAGCGCCUGGAGCUCUGCGCCGUGCACGCGCUCAACAACGUGCUGCAGCGGCCCUGCUUCACCCGCCAGGCAGCUGACGACAUCUGCAAACGCUUGGCGCCCGACGCCCGCGUCAACCCCCACCGCAGCCUCCUGGGCACCGGCAACUACGACGUCAACGUGAUCAUGGCGGCGCUGCAGAGCCUGGGGCUGGCGGCUGUCUGGUGGGACAAGCGCCGGUCGCUGGAGCGGCUGGCGCCGGCGCGGGCGCUGGGCUUCAUCCUCAACGCGCCGGCGGGCGUCUCGCUGGGUGCCGUGGCGCUGCCGUUGCGGCGGCAGCACUGGCUCGCCGUGCGCCAGCUCCGCGGCACCUACUACAACCUCGACUCCAAGCUCCCGGCGCCCGCCCGCAUCGGCGGCGAGGCCGAGCUCAGGGUUUUCCUCCGCGACUUCCUCUCCCGAGGCCUCUGCGAGCUCUUCAUCGUCGUGCCGAAGGCGGUGGAAGAAGCCGGCACCUGGCUGGAGCCCGAGUGACUCGGGAUUUCACCUGCGAAACCAAAGACAGGCGGAAAAGACAGCGCGACCCCCCAAACUGGGGGGAUCGGCACCGAAAUGGGAUGCCCCCCCACCCCGCACACCCUUCAAUUCGACGCUUCUCCCGAUGGGGAUAAAGGACACGGUGCAAAAGCGGCCGUGUUUUGUGCUUGUUGGCGCCGCGGAGGGACCCGGCUGGCCCGGGAGCUGUUGUCACCCGUCUCCCCGCGCCUGUGUCACCCGUCGGCAGCUCCUAAUCUGCCUGUUUUUGCCUUUUUUGAGGGGCUUGGUUUUCCGGUGUGGGAUUUCCCUGCCUAAAUUUGGAGCUGGCCGCGGGGCGCCGAUGGUGUCGGGGUGUUUUUGAUACGUUACAACGGGCUGCUGGUUGUGUGUGCCGGUUGUGCGUGCCAGUUACGCCCUCCAUGCCGCCUGUGUGCCCUCCGUGCCGCCUGUGCGCCCCAGCUACGCAUGGUACCCCCUUCUCACACACGGCGCAACACCCGCUACACCCACCGCUCGCUCACCUUUCCCCUCGUCACCUCUCCGGCCACUUGGCCCGUUGUUUCCAGCCAUCUCCGGUGCCUCCACGGAGGAAGCAGGUGUAUUUUAAAAGCCAAAAUAUCGGGGAUUUAUAUCGCUAACAACCAUUAUGGGAAACACCAUUAAGGCAGGUUUCCUCAAUGCUGCGACUGUUGGCAGCUCCAGCGACUGUUGGCAGCUCCGUUGGGUGGUAGGUGGCUCCGAAAACAGCCAUUGGGUGAUGAUCGCGGCCGGGUAAUGGGCCAAAGCACUGUGCUGGGUGAUUUUUCCAAGCGCUGCCGGAUUAAUCCGAAACGCAAGUUAAAUAAAACAGGGAUAAAUGGUUUAAA